Molecule: messenger RNA, 1014 nt
Organism: Cydia splendana
Lineage: Eukaryota; Metazoa; Arthropoda; Insecta; Lepidoptera; Tortricidae
Product: procathepsin L-like
Exons: 5
Coding region: 1-1014 (337 amino acids)
Cellular component (GO): lysosome
Molecular function (GO): cysteine-type endopeptidase activity
Source: RefSeq, a predicted model, not a curated record
AUGUUUCUCCUAAUUCCUUUGUUGGUGGUUAUCAGCGCCUCCGCGCAGUCACCGCCAUAUUACGACAUUGGCGACGCUGACAACCUGUUCAAAGAAUUUGUCCAGAAACACGGCAAAACAUAUAAUCCCGAAGAAUACUUGACACGUCUUGACAUUUUCAAGCAAAAUCUAAAGCGGAUUAAUGAACGUAACGCGAGAUAUCCACAAAACGAGGUCGGAAUCAACCGUUUCACAGAUUUGAUUAUAGAAGAAAGACGCCAAUAUCUGGGUUUUAAGUGCUUUGAUGCCGCGAGUGAUGGUCGCGCGAUUAGGCUGGAGUACCCUGCUGAGGCGAUCACGGCGCCCGACCAGUUCGACUGGCGCGACCAUGACGCAGCCACGCACGUGAAAGACCAGGGCCAUUGCCAGAGCAGCUGGGUCUUUAGUGCCACUGGAAAUAUUGAAGGGCAGUACGCAAUUAAGCACAAGGAGUUAAUCGCUUUUUCUGAUCAAGAGGGGCUAGACUGCGCUCAAUAUGACAACAGAAAAAGAAAUACUUGUAUGGAUGGAUGGCCCGAUGAUCUUAUGAAACAUUAUCAAUACCACGACGAUGAAAAAGAAUGGUAUUUGUCACCGGAAAGUGAAUAUCCUUACACUGGAAUACCGACAAUAUGUCAAACGAUGAAGGGAAAUAAGACACAUGUUACUGCCGUGACAAGUUUUCAAUUACUUGUACCGAAGGAUGAAGAAACGUUAAAGCAGUUUUUGUACGAAACAGGACCUUUGGCAGUGGGUCUGGAUUCUUCUGAACUAUAUGAAUAUACGAAAGGCAUUUAUAAGCCUGUGGAGUGUAAAGGCGAGGCAGAUCACGCCGUAUUAUUAGUUGGCUAUGGAAUAGAAAACGGCAAGAAAUACUGGACUCUCAAGAACUCGUGGGGGGAAGGGUGGGGGGAAAAGGGGUACUUCCGACUGGUACGGGGCGAGAAGGCCUGCUACAUGGGGUUAUCUUACACCGCCACCUGCACCGUCUCGUAA